AUGUCAUGGAAUCAUAGAACCAGCUCCUCACCGUUCAUCCUUGUGGGUGUCCCCAGCCUGGAAUCUUUCCCCACCUGCCUGGGCAUCCUUUUCUGCUCAGGCUAUAUCAUCUCCUUGGUAGGAAAUGGUGUAGUUCUGCUUGUCAUUGGGAUGGACAACUCCCUGCGUGACCCCAUGCAUUACUUCCUGGGCAUGCUGGCAGUCAUCGAUGUGGUGAUGGUGACAUCCAUUGUCCCCAAGAUGUUGAGCGUAUUCUGGCUGAAUUCUGCUGAGAUAGGUUACACAGCCUGCUUUGUUCAGAUGUUCCUUGUUCACUCCACAACAUCAGAGGAGUCGGGAGUGCUUCUGGCCAUGGCUGUUGACCGCUACUUUGCAAUUUGUCACCCCCUUAGGUACCAAGCCAUCUUGAAUUGCCAAACAGUUGCAGAAAUAGGCCUGGCCAUUGUGGUGAGAGCUCUGCUUUUCAUGGUCCCCUUGACAGGGAUGGUGGCAAACCUCCCCUAUUGCCACUCCCGUGUGGUUCCCCAUUCGUACUGCGAGCACAUGGCCGUGGCGAAGCUGGCGUGCGCAGACCACAGGCCUUGCAGUCUUUACAGUGUGACUGGGUCCUCUCUUAUCGUAGGGAUGGACAUGGCUUUCAUUGCUGUGUCCUAUGGGAUGAUCCUUAAAACUGUCCUGAGGAAGAAACCACGCUGGAAGGCCUUCAGCACCUGCGGGUGCCAUAGCUGCGUGAUGCUGCUGUAUUACAUCCCUGGGAUAGUCUCCAUCUAUGCACAGCAGUUCAACAGCAGUGUACCCAUGCAUGCACAGGUUCUGCUGGCAGAUCUCUACCUGAUCCUUCCCACCAUGCUGAACCCCAUCGUUUACAGCAUGAAGACCAAACAGAUCCGUCGGGCAGCACUCAAAAUGCUAUUUUCCAGGAAGGUUCAUACCUGA
Molecule: messenger RNA, 936 nt
Organism: Opisthocomus hoazin
Lineage: Eukaryota; Metazoa; Chordata; Aves; Opisthocomiformes; Opisthocomidae
Product: olfactory receptor 52I2-like
Biological process (GO): G protein-coupled receptor signaling pathway
Cellular component (GO): plasma membrane
Molecular function (GO): G protein-coupled receptor activity; olfactory receptor activity
Source: RefSeq, a predicted model, not a curated record